AUGUCUCCCUUCCCUUACGCGGCGCUGGGAUCCAGCCUGGAAAAGGUCCGGCGCGAGCCCCUCCGUCGGCGAGCGAUUUUCGCUGGAUCCCUUCCCCGCUGCCGGAGAAACGCGCGGCGGAGGCCGGAGCGAGCCGGGCAGGGAUCCCGCCUCCCCGUGAACCCCAGGAGGCUCAGAGGCGGAGGCAGGCACCGGCGGGCGGCCGGCCGCGGCCCGAGCGAGCCCGGGCGGGAUUCGGCGAGCUGCCCUUGGUCCCGGCGUCCAAGGUCAUUUCAGUCCCGCGUGUCGGAGCUGGAGCGGAGCCACCCCGGGAUGCUGGAGAGGAACGGCCGGAGCCGAGCGGCGCUGGCAGGAGAGAAUGAGGCGCGACGUCAAGGCCGGAGGGAGCCCCGCGCGUCUCUCCCGCGAUGUCCCCGGUGUUCCCCCCCCCGGGAACCGGGGGGUCACGGCGGGGACAGAGCCGAGACCCGGGUCCCGGGAUACCCGCAGGUCAGAGGGUCUCAUCUCACCGGGAGCCGCUCCGAGCGCCCCGCGGCACGGAGGGAGCCCGGAGGGAGGCGACCCCCGGCCUGCGGGGCACGGUGGGACUGCGGGUCUCGGCCACCGCCGGGGCCGCGCCCGGGGCAGCCCCGGCGCAGAUCCCAUCCCCGCCGGCGCUCAGAGCCCCUCAGGCGAAGCCGGCGGGUCGCCGGCGGGCAGCGGCGGGACUUCUCCCCGGCCCGGCCCGCCCGGCCCGGCUCGGUCCGUCUCUUCACGGAAUGGGCGAGGGGGUAUCGGUGUUUCCGCGCUCCCCUCAGCGCGGCGCCGCCGGCCGGGACAGGCCGAGGGCCAACACCGGCUCCGCGGCGGCGGCGGGAGGGACGCGGCCCCGGCCCCUCCGGCCCCGAGGCCCUUCCCGGCCCCAACCCCCUCAGUGCCGGGUCCCCCCAACCCCGGGGCCCCCCGAGCCCCCCCGCUACCUGCGCGCGGCCCCGCGCGCCGCCGUCAUUCCCCGCGCGCCCCGGCCUCCUCGCGCCGCCACGGCGCCCGCCCAUUGGCCGCCCGUCGCCUUCCACCCCGCCCAUUGGCCGCACACUGCCGAGCCCCGCCCCUUCCUUCCGCCCAUUGGCUCCCACCGCCCAGUCCCGCCUCCGCCACACUGAGCACCGCGUCCCGCCCCCGCAGGCCCCGCCCACCACCGUGAGGGCCGGAGCCCGGCGGGGUCCCGGCCCUCAAAGCGACCGCGGUACAGCCUCUUAA
Camarhynchus parvulus is the source of this 1239-nucleotide messenger RNA. Its product is annotated as proline-rich protein 36-like. The record is from RefSeq and is a predicted model, not a curated record. The transcript has a single exon. Bases 1 to 1239 code for a protein of 412 amino acids. Lineage: Eukaryota; Metazoa; Chordata; Aves; Passeriformes; Thraupidae.